Messenger RNA from Volvox carteri f. nagariensis, 948 nucleotides. RefSeq lists its product as uncharacterized. Bases 1 to 948 code for a protein of 315 amino acids. The transcript has 5 exons. The record is from RefSeq and is a predicted model, not a curated record. Lineage: Eukaryota; Viridiplantae; Chlorophyta; Chlorophyceae; Chlamydomonadales; Volvocaceae.
AUGUGGCCGUAUGAGCACAGCUCCCUCUGGCAGCUGCUCUCCAUCAUCAGCGCAUUCCUUACAACUAUAAGCGCAUCGAAAGGCCUUCCUCCGAUAGAGCUGCCGCAAUCGCCAUCGGACUACUACAGCGACCUCAUCACUGUGUCCAGCAAAGUUUAUGGCGAGGUUAAGAAGUCUGGUCCUCUGCCCGCGGAACGCUAUGACGAGAAGCUUUUUAACCAGAGCGCCUUCCGUGACUGGCUACUACUCAAGGUGGUUUACCGGGAGAACGUCACGGUGCCAGCGCCCAUGUCCUACAGAUGCGGCGUCUUUGUCAACCACGACUACAAGCUGAUCUUCAUCCGCAACCGCAAAGCAGCCUCGACGACCGUGUUAGACACAUUCAAGACCGCGUGCAAAUCCCAGAAAGUCAUGUGUAUGAAGCCAUUUUCGGAGGAGGAGAUGGAGGCGCGCGGACUUACCCACGACGCCAUGUGGAACUCCUAUUACGUCAUUUCCUCCACACGAAAUCCAUGGGCCCGCGCGGCAAACGGAUACGAUUACGCGCAAGACAGGUACGGAAGUACGGUAGUAUGGUGUACGACACGCAUGGGAAGUAUGCAUUCAUUGCCAAAUUCGUGCAUUCGCACUCAGAAGGGGCGCCAGCUGCAGGUGGCCAGUGAAGACUGGCGUGUGCGGUAUCUUCCCUUCCGCCAGUUCUGUACGAACCCGUACUUGUUGGGCACCAUGGGCAACAUGUUUUGCAAACCCUACAGACAGAACUGCGUCCUCAAAACUGCGCACAAAGGCGAAAGUAGAACACCAGACCCUCAUGCAAAGCUUACUACGAAUGGUACGACAUGUACGGCGCCGCACGGACGCUUUCAUGCAUUUGCCAUGAUCAAGAUGUGCUCCACGGGAUUCAUGAUGACCACCGACAUUGAGCGGGAUCUCGUCAUUGAACAAUGA